Molecule: messenger RNA, 3661 nt
Organism: Eriocheir sinensis (Chinese mitten crab)
Lineage: Eukaryota; Metazoa; Arthropoda; Malacostraca; Decapoda; Varunidae
Product: formimidoyltransferase-cyclodeaminase-like
Exons: 10
Coding region: 189-1823 (544 amino acids)
Molecular function (GO): transferase activity; folic acid binding
Source: RefSeq, a predicted model, not a curated record
GUUGAGCAGUCAGUCCGUUUUCUGCUUCCGUACUGUUCGUGUGUGCGCUCCGGCCUCUCUCUCACUCUCGGACGCGAAAGCCUAAAAGGUGUUCGGGUUUACUUUGGGUUUCUUCGGGUAGUUUUGCUCCUCACUUUUUAUUUCUACCUGUUUGUCUACCUGGCCGCCCCUCCACCUCACAGCCAGCCAUGACCAAGAUCGUGGAGUGCGUCCCCAACUUUUCAGAGGGAAGGGACAAGGCGGUGAUCGAGGCCAUAGCGGGGGCCGUGCGUGGCUGCCCUGGGGUCACUCUCCUGGACGUGGACCCCGGCGCCUCCACCAACCGUACCGUCUACACCUUCGUGGGCGGCCCGGACGAGGUGGUGGAGGCCGCCCUUGCCGCCGCCCGCGUCGCCUACCACAAGAUUGACAUGAGCAAGCAUAAGGGCUCGCACCCCCGCAUGGGCGCGCUGGACGUGUGCCCUUUCAUCCCGGUGCGCGGCGUGACGCAGAAGGAGUGCGUCACCCUCGCCGUCACCUUCGGGCGCCGCCUGGCCAAGGAGCUGGGGGUGCCCGUCUACCUCUACGGCGCCGCCUCGUCCAGGGAAUACCGCUCCACGCUGCCGCAGAUCAGGGCCGGGGAGUACGAGGGGCUCAAGGAGAAGUUGACGCAGCCCAAGUGGGAGCCUGACUUCGGCGGGCGGGAGUUCGUGUCUCGUUGGGGCGCCACUGUCACGGGCGUCAGGAAGUUCCUCAUCGCCUACAACAUCAACCUGCUGUCCACCAAGGAGCAGGCCCACAGGAUCGCACUCAACCUCCGGGAGCAGGGUCGCGGGACGGGCCAGCCUGGUCGCCUCAAGUGCUGCCAGGCCAUCGGCUGGUACCUGGAGGAGCAGCAGCUGGCGCAGAUCAGCGUCAACCUCACCGACUACGACGUGACGCCCAUGCACGUGGUCUACGAGGAGGCCAAGAAGGACGCCGCGGAGCUUCGUCUGGGCGUGAUGGGGUCCGAGGCGGUGGGUCUGGUACCUCUGGGCGCGCUCCUGCAGGCGGCGGAGUACUACAUCCAGAAGGAGGAGCUCUUCAUCCUGGAGGAGGAGCAGAAGGUGCAGCUGGCCAUCAACAGGCUGGGGCUGAGCACGCUGUCGCCCUUCAACCCAAAAGAGCGCAUCAUCGAGUACUGCGUGGGCGUGGGCGGUGCCGGGGCGGGCGUGGGGCGGCUGGGGAAGGGCAGCGUGGAGGAACUGGUGAAGGGGGUGGCCUCGCGCUGUCCUGCUCCGGGCGGCGGCUCAGUGGCUGCGUUGGUGGCGGCGUUGGGUGCCGCGUUGGGUGCCAUGGUGGGCCAGAUGACCUUCGGCAAGCGGCAGUGGGAGGCGCUGGACCCCGCCAUGCGCCAGCUCAUCCCGCCCCUGCACGACGCCGCCACCGCCCUCGUCCCCGCCAUCGACGCUGACACCGCCGCCUACAACGCCUAUAUGGACGCGGUGCGGCUCCCCCAGGUCACGGAGGAGGAGAAGGGCGUGCGGGAGCGGGCCCUGCGUGUGGCCAUGGAGAGGACCAUCCAAGUGCCCCUCUCGCUGCUGAAGACCAUCGACCAGACGUUGGAGCCGCUGCUGCAGAUGGCGACGCUCGGCAACUACAACUGCCGAUCAGACGUGCAGGUGGGCGCGCGGUGCCUUGAGGCCGGGGCGUGGGGUGCCUACUACAACGUGAUGAUUAACCUCGACAACCUGAUGGAGGGGCCAGAGAAGACAUCCCUCCAGACCCAGGCCGAGGAGAUGCUGCAGAAGGCACGUCAGGGCUGCGAGGCGGUGCUGAGCGAGGUCCAGAAGAGGGUUGAAUAGCACAAGGAGGAGGGGGAGAGGAGGAGGAGGGAGAGUGGGACGAGGAGCAGGAGGGAGAGUGGGGUGAGGCGGAGGAGGGAGAGCGCUGGUGUUGGGACAGGAAGGGAGAAUGCUGUGAAUAAGAGGGAAGGGAGUGAGAGAAGGGAAAGGAACAGGAAGAACAGUCAGCCGCCUCCGAGUAGGACGAGAAGACGGUGAGUGAGUGAGUGAGUGAGUGAGGACUGAAGGUGUGUGUGAAAAGAGGUGAAAAGUGAGUAAAUGAGUAAAUGAAUGAGAAAAUGAAGAAAUGAAUGAGUAUAGAAGUGGAUGUUUGAGAGUGCGUGCGUGCGUGUGUGUGAGUGUGUGAAUGAGUGAGUGAAGGUGUGUGCGUCUAUGAAAAAAGGUGAAAAAGUGAGUAAAUAAGUGAGUAAAUGAAUGAGAAAAUGAAGAAAUGAAUCAGUAUGUAAGUGGAUAUGUUUGAGAGUGCGUGCGUGCAUGUGUGUGCGUGUGUGCGUGCAAAUACCGUCUUCUCAAAUUCCUACCUCCUCCUCCUACAUAACCUCUCCCCCUUCCCUCCCUCCCCCUCUUCCCCUCCCUCCCUCUCCUCCUCCCUCCUCCCCCUCGCACUCAACCCCCCCAGCCCCCAAUACGAAGAAAAAAGGGACAUAUCAACUGCCUAAUUAAUCCUUUGUCCCUCUAACGUGUGCUAACUUCAUCCCUAAGAAGUGGAGGGGCAUUUUAAGAGGUUUCAGUACCCUAACUUCCUCUUAACUGGUCCUAACUUCUCCCAACACAGCGGUUCUUAAGGCUUCAGGUCAUAUUUGUCUCUCUGUUAUCAUGUACUGCCCCCAAACCUACAAUUCGUUAAGCAUCUACCAUUUAUUAUGUUCGUUACUAUCGCGGGACUUCAGAUUUUGUGGGCCAAGACUGGAUAUUACACUGGGCAUAUUUUCCGUGGAUCUUCAGUCAAACCACGAUUUCCGCUAACGUGGUUCUCAAUUGUUUGUUGUUAUUGCUGCUGAUGAAGAUGAUGAGUAAUACCGUCGUCCUUCAGUGAAAUCUACCGUAGCUUUGGAAGAUCGUGGACACGUCAGAAAACCACGCAAAUAUGAAAUCACGCCAGCGGAAAUCGUGGUUUGACUGAAGAUCCACGGAAAAUUUGCCCAGUGUAAUAGCCCCUUCAGGCACAGAUGUUUGGGGGCUUGCUAGAUGAAACAGUACGAGUGGCGAGGACAUUGAGAUCUUGGAAAAUUUCACAUGCCUUGGUGAAUACGUGCCCUGGCGUCCUUAAUCAUCCUGCAAUCAUUCCUCCCUGAGACCUGAAGCUUCCCCAGUCCCGGAGCCAAUUGCCCUCUGGUGGAGAAUCGCUGAACUAACACUUUCCUACUAACCCGAGCUUCCCGUCCGUCAGUACACAGCAAGGACACUAUGCUAUAUUGAUCUUGGUACACACUCUCGCUACACACAGGAGUUCAGUUGUUAUUGUUUAAAGAUUUUGUUCAUAGGCCCUUUUUGUCGGGUGACGGCCCAUGAAGAGGGAGCCGACCAACGUUGACAAAUUGUCGUACACUGAACAUUGCAUUUAUCAUUUUUAGGCUCCAAGACUGUCGUAACCACACAAAUAACGAUAGGAAAUUAAAGUUAGCGUUAAAACUGUUAAAUAUUGAUAGGUUUCGUUCUUUUUUGCUAUAGUUAUCGGUCAGAAACUACAAAAAUGCAAUGCGCUGAGUACGAUAAUUUGGCAACGCUGGAGCCGACUGACCGACUCUAUUGCCUGACGCCCACCAAGCCUGGUCUGUCGACGAGGACUGGCGUGUCUCAGGAGUUAAGACUGCCAGAAAAAUGCUACUGACACGAUA